Prunus armeniaca (apricot) is the source of this 1488-nucleotide messenger RNA. NCBI's taxonomy places the organism in Eukaryota, Viridiplantae, Streptophyta, Magnoliopsida, Rosales, Rosaceae. The record is from the annotation of a GenBank genome assembly.
AUGAAGAGUGAUAAUUUUUUCUGCGGGGAAAAUCUAUAUUCUCUUAGUUGUGUUUACAAGUGUAAGGGUUCAUAUCCGUGGCUUGAGCCCAUCUGGAAUGACAAUGGAGAUGACAAUUCUGCCAAGAUGAGAGUAUCUCUCUUGAGUAAUUUGGAAUCUGUUAUUUGGUCAGUCAUGGCAUCUGGAGGUCGAUCAGAGGCUCGUCUGUGGCUUUGUAACACGAUAGCUGGCAUAAGUUCCAUUGGUCGUCACCAUCAAUGUGAGUUACUUACGAACUUGCUGAGAUCUAAGCCGCUGAAGAAGGGCUUCGCAUCUCAGCUCCUAGAAAUGAUAUUUGAGAAUAGGCCACAUAAGGCAGGGUCCAUUAUUGCCAAGAGAAGUUACAUACUUAAGAAAUUCUUUGAAGGCAAGAAUUCUGAUAAUGACAUCAUUGUUGAAAAUGCAGGAAAUCCAACACGAAUAUCUCAAUGGUUUUCUAGAACUGGCGGUGGAUUGGGCCAUGGACCUGGUGCUAAGGCAUUGUCGCAAUUUUCUUUUGUUAAUCGAGAUAUUUGUUGGGAGGAGCUUGAGUGGAAGGGAAAACAUGGGCAAUCACCAGCAGUAGUUGCUACAAAGCCCCAUUACUUUCUUGAUUUGGAUGUCCAGGCAACUGUGGAGAAUUUCCUUGAAAAUGUCCCUGAAUUUUGGUUGUCCAAUGAGCUUUCUGAGUCACUUAAAGAUGAGGAUUCAAGAGAUGUAUGGGAAGUUACAAGUGAGUAUCUGAAGGAGGAAUGUUUUUCUUCGUUGUGCAAACGCCUUCUUAUUACUCUUGAUGAGUGGGACUUAUGUGAUUUUCUUCACAUGCUUCAUAAGAAUCUCAACCCUAGAAUGGAGCUCAAGGAUCCUAUGGACUCAAUUUUUAAUCAUGGACGCCAGCUUUUACGACUUCUACGAGAUGAAGAGGCCCACGAGGAAAAAGAAAAACUUGAAGACAUUGUUUCAAAGAUUUGCGGAAUCCCAAACAAUGACAGUAGCUUGGCCUCAAUAAUCAAAGAUUGCUUUAAAAUGAAGAAUAUAGAAGCAUUUAAAUUGCUGGGGCUUCAGUCAUGGGUUAUCUAUUACAGUUUAGCAGAAAAAUGCCAGACUCCCGAGUCUUGGGAAUUAUUUUUUAUGCAUAAUGAAAUAAGUUUCCGAAAAUCAGAUAGAUAUUUAUUUCUAGAUAAUCAUGGAGUGUUGGAAGGUGGUGUUUCUGAUUUGGAUCGUAAAGCAUCCAAAACAGUUAAGCACAGGAAAAAACAUAGUAGAAGGAAAAGAAAAAGGGACAUCAAUCAUGAUGACAGCGACAAUGAGUUGCUGGAUUUGGGAACCACAAAAAAUAGGCUGGAUUUGCAAUCUAAUGUUGGAAGUUGGUUGCUCUCAAUUGAUGAGUAUUCUGCAUCAUGGAACAGUAUCAGCGACUUUGUCUUUUCACCGAUGGUUGAGAUCAAACCUUUGCAUAAUUUGAUAUAA